CUCCCACUCUCAUCCUGUGACUGCGUGCAAGUUUCUCCCCCCACCGCCCCCCAUUCUCCGCUCAGCGAAGUGCUGUAGUUCUUCUCCGCUCCUGUCAAAGCAAAUUGGCGACCUUGACGGUGCGCUCUGGGGAGGAACUUUACAGGGGGUGCGCUCCAUUUGUGGCGCUCCUCUUCAGAAAGGAAAGGAUUCGAGGAAAAGUCUGUUCUGUGCUUUGGAGAAGAAGAAAAGAGAAAGAACAAAAACACCUAAGCGCUCCGUCGGGGACAAGGCGAAGGAGGAAGUUUUUAAGUAAAGAGAAGAAGACGAAGAAAAAGAACAAACCAGCAUCUCAAGGACGCACGACGUGUAAGUGGGGAAAGGUGUUCUAUGAGGUGCAGCUUUCCUUCUUACAGGUGCUGCAAGAGACAGACUGUAUUUGGACUUAACCUGGAUUCAUCUGAUUGAGUUGCAUCCUUCAGAUAAACAAACGCGCUCUGUUUCGGUACUCCUACGGAAAUAUUUUACCAUCAACGAGGCUCGUGGAACUACAGCGAACUUAGACUGUAAAACAAACACACAGUUUAACCGAAUUUCUCCGGUCGCCACAGGCUACGGCAGAGGCUUGGUUUUGCGCUCCGAGGUCGGUGCGCUCUGCUCGACUUUAGUGGUCGCAGGUCCUCCUGACAGAGAGAAUCAAGCAGCAGGCGAACGGCACCACAGCCACGGCGGGACUCGGCCACUACGGCAUGCUUAAAGCUCACCGGGCACUUGUUGUCCAGUCCUCCCGGUUUGGGACCAUGUUUGAGGACUCCUUUAACAGAUCGAUGUGGCGCGUCGCAUGGAUUUUAUUUUUUUCCUUACUCAUCCACUGCGCACAACCUCAAGGGUCACGGGGGGCGCUGGAGCCUAUCCCAGCUGUCAUAGGGCGAGAGGUGGCUGAAGAAAUUGCCAUGAGGUCCUACACUGUGUUAAAAAAUGAAGAUGACGUGCCUCCCUACUUCAAGACAGAGCCAGUGCGUAGCCAGCUCCAUCUGGAACGUAACAGGCUGGUGCUGACCUGCAUGGCGGAGGGAAGCUGGCCACUAGAGUUUAAAUGGAUCCACAAUAGCACAGAAUUAACACGCUUUUCACUGGAGUACAGGUACCUAAUCCCUUCGCUGGACCGCUCCCAUGCUGGCUUUUACCGCUGCAUUGUGAGAAAUCGGGUGGGAGCCCUUCUGCAGAGGCGCACAGAAGUACAAGUGGCCUUUAUGGGCAGUUUUGAGGAAGGCGAACGCACCCAGUCAGUCUCUCAGGGAGAGGGUGCUGUGAUUCCAGCACCACGCAUCCGCAGCUUCCCUCAGCCACAAGUCACCUGGUUCAGAGAUGGGCGCAAGAUUCCACCCAGCAGCCGCAUUGCCAUUACUUUGGACAACACACUGGUUAUCUUGUCUACCGUGGCACCGGAUGCCGGACGCUACUAUGUGCAAGCUGUAAACGACAAGAAUGGAGAGAACAAGACCAGCCAGCCCAUCACCUUGUCAGUAGAGAAUGUUGGAGGUCCAGCAGAUCCCAUUGCCCCCACCAUUAUCAUCCCUCCCAGGAACACCAGUGUGGUCACAGGCACAUCAGAGGUCACGAUGGAGUGUGUGGCCAAUGCCAGACCUCUUAUCAAGCUGAGUAUCACAUGGCGUAAGAACGGCGUGUUGGUGAACAGCGGUUUGAGUGACUUCAACCGCAGACUGACCAUCCUGAGUCCUGUGGUGAGCGACGCUGGCUACUACGAGUGUGAGGCCAUUCUCCGCAGCAGCAGCGUGCCUUCAGUCAGUGCUGGAGCUUAUCUGCAUGUCCUUGAGCCACCACAGUUUAUAAAGGAACCAGAGAAACACAUCACAGCUGAGAUGGAGAAGGUGGUUGACAUUCCCUGUCAGGCACGGGGAGUGCCCCAGCCAGACAUUGUGUGGUACAAGGAUGCUUCGCCUAUCGACCCAGUGAGGACACCCAGGUACAGGGUGUUGGUGGGCGGCAGCCUUCAGGUCAACGGCCUACUGCCUGAUGACACCGGCAUGUUCCAGUGCUUUGCCCGAAAUUUAGCCGGAGAGGUUCAGACCAACACGUACCUGGCUGUUACAAGCAUUGCCCCGAAUAUCACAGCUGGACCCUCUGAUAGCACUGUGAUCGACGGGAUGUCAGUCAUUCUGCACUGUGAGACCUCUGGAGCUCCAAGACCAGCUAUCACCUGGCAAAAAGGUGAGCGCGUGUUAGCCAGCGGUUCAGUCCAGCUGCCCCGGUUCACCCUGCUCGAAUCAGGCAGCUUGCUCAUCUCGCCUUCACACAUCUCUGAUGCCGGGACCUACACUUGCAUGGCAAGCAACUCCAGGGGCAUUGACGAGGCAUCUGCUGACCUUGUUGUUUGGGCUCGCACUCGGAUUACCACCCCCCCACAGGACCAGAGCGUUAUCAAAGGAACUAAAGCCAUUAUGAACUGUGGAGUCACACACGACCCCAGUGUGACAGUCAGGCAUGUCUGGGAAAAAGAGGGCUCAGUGAUAAACGUUCAGUCCAUCCCCCGCAUGCGGCUAGAUGCAGAUGGUACGCUUCACAUCUCCCAAACCUGGUCAGGUGACAUAGGCACCUACACAUGCAGAGUGACCUCUGUUGGAGGCAACGACUCCCGCAGCGCGCACCUCCGUGUCAGACAGUUGCCCCAUGCCCCAGAGAACCCUACAGCCGUGCUGAGCAAAUCUGAAAAAAGAGCCAUCGACCUGGCUUGGGCCAAGCCUUUUGAUGGCAACAGUCCCCUCAUACGCUAUAUCCUGGAGGUUUCUGAGAACAAUGCUCCCUGGGCCAUCCUGCUGGCCAAUAUUGAACCAGAGUCCACAGCAGUGACGGUCAACGGCUUGAUCCCAGCUCGCUCCUAUCAGUUCCGCCUCUGUGCUGUUAAUGAUGUGGGGAAGGGACAGUUUAGCAAGGAGACAGACCGGGUCUCUCUCCCAGAGGAGCCCCCCAGUGCUCCUCCUCAAAAUGUCAUUGCUAGUGGUCGGACCAACCAAUCUAUCAUGAUCCAGUGGCAGCCUCCGCCGGAAAGCCACCAGAACGGUAUCCUCAGAGGCUACAUCAUUCGGUAUCGUCUCACUGGGCUGCCUGUGGACUACCAAAUCAAGAACAUUUCCAGCCCAGAUGUGACCACACUGCUGCUGGAAGACCUCAUCAUCUGGACCAAUUAUGAGAUUGAGGUGGCUGCCUACAAUGGGGCAGGUUUGGGCACUUUCAGCCAUAAGGUUACUGAGUGGACCCUGCAAGGAGUGCCCACCAUAGCUCCAGGCAACGUGCAGGCCGAGUCGGUCAACUCAACAACUAUCCGUUUUACGUGGACAGCCCCUAACCCCCAGUUCAUCAACGGCAUUAACCAGGGCUACAAGUUGCUGGCCUGGGAACCUGGCAAGGAUGAUGAAGUUGCCAUGGUAACAGUACGACCGAACUUCCAGGACAGCGUCCAUGUGGGAUAUGUGACAGGUCUGAAGAAGUUCACCGAGUAUUACACCUCUGUGCUGUGCUUCACCACACCCGGAGACGGCCCCCGCAGCCCGCCUAAAGCAUUGAGGACGCAUGAGGACACCCCCGGUGCAGUGGGUCAUCUGAGUUUCACCGAGAUCUUGGACACCUCACUCAAAGUCAGCUGGAGUGAGCCCAGCGAGAAGAAUGGAGUUCUCACAGGUUACCGCAUUUCUUGGGAGGAGUACAACCGAACAAACACCAGAGUCACCCACUACCUGCCCAAUGUCACCUUAGAGUACAGGGUCACCGGGCUCACUGCUCUCACCACCUACACUAUUGAAGUGGGAGGAAUGACCUCCAAGGGCCAGGGCAUGCUGUCCUCCUCCACCAUUUCCUCUGGUGUCCCACCAGAGCUUCCUGGCCCUCCUACCAACAUGGCAAUUUCCAAUAUUGGCCCACGCUCCAUCAACCUGCAGUUCAAACCUGGCUAUGAUGGCAAAACUUCUAUUUCCCGCUGGCUAGUGGAGGCCCAGGUGGGUGCAGUAGGAGAAAAUGAGGAUUGGUUGAUGGUCCACCAGGUGUUCAACGAACCUGAGGCUCGCUCCUUAGAGGUGCCAGGUCUCAACCCAUAUACCUCUUACAGGUUUCGGAUGCGUCAGGUGAACAUAGUGGGUACCAGUCCUCCCAGCCAGCCCUCCAGAAAAAUUCAGACCCUACCAGCUCCUCCUGACAUGGCCCCUGCCAACGUCACUCUGCGCACCGCUAGCGAAACAAGCCUCUGGUUACGAUGGAUGCCUUUGCCUGAAUGGGAAUAUAAUGGGAAUGCAGAGCAGGUGGGCUACAGGGUUCAGUACUCCCGUGCAGGCUCACAGGGCCAUCCACUCACCCAUGUUAUUACUGACCGUCUGGAAAGAGAGUUUACUAUUGAGGACCUGGAGGAGUGGACAGAAUAUGAGGUCAGGGUCCAGGCUGUCAACGGCAUUGGAGUGGGACCCUGGAGCCAACCGGUCAGAGGCAGGACACGGGAGUCUGUUCCCUCCAGUGGUCCCACCAACGUCUCUGCCUUUGCCACUACUUCAAGCAGCAUCCUGGUGCGCUGGUUUGAAGUCCCAGAGCCGGACAGGAAUGGACUCAUUCUGGGCUACAAGGUGGUUUAUAAAGAAAAAGACUCGGACAGUCCAGUCCACUUCUGGACAGUAGAGGGGAAUGCCACUCACAGUGUCCAGCUGACUGGUCUGGGGAAAUAUGUGCUCUAUGAGAUCCAAGUUCUGGCAUUCACACGGAUUGGAGAUGGACGGCCGAGCUCUCCGCCUAUUCUUGAAAGGACCUUGGAUGAUGUCCCAGGACCUCCAGUGGGUAUCCUGUUCCCUGAAGUCCGGACCACCUCAGUCCGCCUUAUUUGGCAGUCCCCUGCCCAGCCGAAUGGCAUUAUACUUGCUUACCAGAUCACGUACCACCUCAACUCCACCAAUAGCAACACAGCCACAGUGGAUGUGCUGAACCCUAGCGCCCGCCAGUACAUGGUGACUAACCUCAAGCCAGAAACUGUUUAUGUGUUUCGCAUCACGGCACAGACAAGGAAAGGCUGGGGUGAGGCGGCUGAGGCACUCGUGGUUACCACGGAGAAAAGAGCUCGUCCUCAGCCUACCAGCCACCCCCUGGUUCCUCAAAAACACGUUCAGGCUCGCCAGGUGUUACUUUCAUGGGAGCCUGGUAGUGACGGCCUGUCCCCCGUGCGUUACUAUACGGUCCAGCUAAGAGAGCUUCCUGAAAGCAACUGGACAGUCCACUCAGCAUCUGUCAGCCACGAGGCCACAACCUACAUAGUAUCCAGGCUGAAACCCUUCACAUCUUACCAGUUCAGAAUAAAAGCCACCAAUGACAUAGGGGACAGCGAGUACAGUCAGGAAAGUGAAGCAAUCACAACUCUACAGGAUGUGCCUGACGAAGCGCCCUCGAUUCUCUCUGUCACGCCACACACAACAACGUCAGUGCUGAUCCGCUGGCAGCCCCCCUCAGAGGAGAAGAUAAAUGGCAUCUUACUGGGCUUUCGCAUUCGAUACCGCGAGCUGCUGUACGACCGUCUCCGCAGUUAUAUUCACACAGUCAACAGUGCAUCCGCCUGGGCUGAGCUCUCUGCUCCCUACAGCCUCCGAAAUCUGAGUGAUUCAACACUCACCCAGUAUGAGUUAGACAAGCUAAGUAAACACAAGCGUUAUGAGAUACGCAUGAGUGUGUACAACGCCGUGGGUGAGGGGCCAACCAGCCCUCCACAGGAGGUGUUUGUUGGAGAAGCAGUGCCGACGGCCCCGCCCCAGAAUGUGGCUAUUCAGUCCGCAACAGCCACCCAGCUGGAUGUGACGUGGGACCCUCCACCUGUGGAUGCACAGAAUGGAGACAUCCAGGGAUACAAGAUUUACUUUUGGGAAUUCCAGCGUAAGAACGAGACUGAGCGGAUGCGGACUCUGUUUAUGCCUGAAGGAGGGGUGAAGCUGAAGAACUUGACUGGUUACACCACCUAUAUGAUCAGUGUGGCUCCAUUCAACGCUGCUGGGGAUGGACCCCGAAGCCCACCAACGAGGGGACGCACUCAGCAAGCAGCUCCCAGUGCUCCCAGCUUCAUUCACUUCAGUGAACUGACCACAACCUCCGUCAAUGUGUCCUGGGGCGAGCCCACCUUCCCUAACGGCAUCAUUGAGGGCUACCGUCUGGUCUAUGAACCCUCCACACCUGUAGAUGAGUCUUCAGUGGCCUGUGCCGACUGUCUCCACUCCCCCUCCCCCCCAGGCGUCAGUAAGACAGUGACGGUGGAUGUGAAGGGGACCGGCCCUCUGUGGUUGAAGAUCAGAGACUUGGCAGAUGGUGUCACGUACAACUUCCGCAUCCGGGCCAAGACCUUCAUCUACGGGCCUGAGGUGGAAGCAAAUAUCACCACUGGACCAGGGGAAGGUGCCCCAGGACCCCCUGGAGAGCCAUUUAUUACGCGCUACAGUUCGGGCCUCACCAUUCACUGGACCCCUGGAGACCCAGGACGUUCUCCCAUAACACGCUAUGUAAUUGAGGCCAGACCCUCAGAUGAGGGUUUGUGGGAUAUCUUAAUCAAGGACAUCUCCAAGGAUGCAACAUCGCACACAUUCAACAUGGACAUCCUGAAACAAGGUGUCAGUUAUGACUUUCGGGUCAUUGGAGUGAACGACUAUGGCUAUGGCUCUCCGAGUCUACCUUCUCCCUCCAUAUCUGCCCAAAAAGUGGCUCCUUUCUAUGAGGAAUGGUGGUUCCUGGUCGUGGUGGCUCUAGUGGGACUCAUCUUCAUUCUGCUGCUAGUUUUCAUCCUCAUUAUCAGAGGACAGAGCAAGAAGUAUGCAAAAAAGUCUGAAUCAGGUAACAACUCCAACUGUAACGCUCUCACCCACGGAGAUAUGGUCAGCCUGGACGAAGGCCGUUUCCCAGCUCUGGAACUUAACAAUCGACGGCUGUCUGUAAAAAACUCUUUCUGCCGGAAGAACGGCGUCUACACCAGGUCUCCUCCCAGGCCCAGCCCAGGCAGUCUUCACUAUUCGGACGAGGAUGUCAGCACCAAGUACAACGACCUGAUCCCUGCAGAGAGCAGCAGCCUGACUGAAAAACCCUCGGAAAUCUCAGACUCACAGGAGGCGCUGGUGUUUUCAUAUGGAACAGGUGGCCUACAUACACUUCCACUGCAUUUGGGCAGCGACAGUGAGUAUGAGGUGGACCCUAACCGUCAGAAGACCCACUCCUUCGUCAACCACUACAUAAGUGACCCUACCUACUACAACUCCUGGCGGCGCCAACAGAAAGGCAUAUCCCGGGCGCAGGCCUACAGCUACACAGAGUCAGAGUCAGGAGAGCCGGAUCACUGCGCCCCACCACCGCUGCCCCCUCUACCUCCACUGCCACCCCAGCUGAGUUCACCCAGCCCUCAGCCUCAGCAGGCUCAGGGCCAGCCCCAUGGCCAAGGCAGCCUCUUUAGACCCAAAGGUAGCCGGACUCCCACCCCCUCCCAGCAGAGCUCCAACCCUCCGAGCCAGCACAGCACCUUGUACAGGCCCCCCAGCAGUCUAGCCCCUGGCUCACGGGCCCCUAUUGCUGGCUUUUCCUCUUUUGUGUGAAAAAUACUGAGGACAUAGAAACUUCUGAAAAUACCUACUCAACUUGUGUUGAAGAAGAACAUAGCAUUGCAGUCAGCCCAAUCAAGUCACUCACUCUUUAUUUUUAUCAUCAGUUUAUUUUUCAUAACUUACAUGUUAUUUUUUUAGUGAGCUUGGAUGUAUCAAAACACCAUGAUACUUUUUGAGGCGUUUUUUUGUCUAAUGUGUGAAAAUGUGCCAGUGUAAACUUUGGUUUCUCUCACCGGCUGAUAAAAACAAAAAAAAGGUCUCUGCAACAUCUAUUCACUUUUAUUUUGUUAGUUGAAAUACUUGCAUGGCUUUAUCAUUUAUUUCCUUCUUUUUACUUUUUUAAACUCAUUCAGUGGUAAUAUCUGAUUCUGUACAAAGUCACUAGAAUCUUUGAAAACACACACACACACACACACACACACACAUAUAAAUAUAUAUAUACAUAUAUAUAAAUAUUCUAUAGUAGACAUGCCUAGAAGACAAAAUCAAGUCAUUGCUGACUCUACUUUGACGAAGACUGAUAUGACAAUAUGAUGGAGCCAUAUUGUGGAAGUUAAAGAACAAUUAUUUGUUUGGACUGGAUGUAAAAACAAACAACUGCCAGCGUAAAGGUGGAAUUUAUGCCAAAUCGAAGACAUUUAAUGUGCUGGUUGUGAGAGUUUUAAAAUGACAUUGAAGAAGCAAUCAUGGAUUUCAAUGGAAAAACUCUCUGGCCUAUAACAUACACAUACAUAAAAAAAAAAGUCAGACAGCAUUUGGCCAUAGUAGUAGGUCAAAUGUCAGUGACUGCGGCGUGCCUGAAGGAUCCUGCAGAUAUAUGAAACGAUUGUAUAUCUGUUUAAGUGGAAGUGUUUAAGUCUGUUUUUUGUGAGUGUGUUACAGUGGAUCGAAGAUGCCUUGAUAGAGAAACACAUAUUUAUGAUCUCUGGCACCAAUUGUGAAUGGACUGUUGAUGGUGCCCUGAGACUUUGGCAUCGUGUUGCCUCAUGUGGGCCGGGAAUCAGUUUGCAUACAAAACCCAUAUCUCAUAUUUCACUUUUUGCUGGCUCACAUAAACACUCACGAGUCCGAUUCUACUGAAAUGCUUUGGAAUCCAACUUAAGAGGUGAAGUCUCAAAACUGUCAUCAGGAACUGUUAUAAGGGAGCACAGCUGCUAGUUCUACAGUGUGAUUUUGAUAAGAGACCAAGAGGAUUCCCACCACCCCCCUGUUUUCUUCCCUGCUGAGAUAACUUUUCGCUGUCACUGAUCACUAUCGCUGGGCAGCGCCGAGCCUGCACCAAGAGAUGAUGUCAUUGAAUUGCCUCACCUCUUUUCCUUUUAUGUAAACAACCACUCUGUAAUAUUCAGGUGUGACUGUAUUGUCCCAGAUGCAAUUACGUGUGUGUGCGCGUGCAUGUGUGUGUGCGUGGUCACUCUUCUCGUGUGUAAGCUUACAGAUCAUUCACUUUAUGUCUGUUUAUAAAGAGAUUGUUCUGCAGCAACUGUAAACCUGCCCGGAGUAACGCCACAGAGGGCUGACGUGGUCCAGUCACCUGCCAGGCGCACUCAUAACGCUAUAGUGAAGACUCAGUGGUGUGUUCUUAGUUUUCAUAGUUCAAAAAGCAGAAAAAAAUGUCAUCUACUUUUUUUUAUUAUUUGUGGGGUGAUUUCAUUGUACGCAACAAAAGCUUAUCAUGCAGAAUCUGAAUGAAUAUAUGAUCACAGUACAUUUCUGAAAUAAAUUA
Messenger RNA from Pelmatolapia mariae (spotted tilapia), 9324 nucleotides. It is a transcript of the gene sdk2b, whose product is annotated as sidekick cell adhesion molecule 2b. Lineage: Eukaryota; Metazoa; Chordata; Actinopteri; Cichliformes; Cichlidae. The coding region runs from base 729 to 7589 and encodes 2286 amino acids. The record is from RefSeq and is a predicted model, not a curated record. Gene Ontology annotation, biological process: cell-cell adhesion. Gene Ontology annotation, molecular function: protein binding. The transcript is spliced from 47 exons.